Molecule: messenger RNA, 2589 nt
Organism: Physeter macrocephalus (sperm whale)
Lineage: Eukaryota; Metazoa; Chordata; Mammalia; Artiodactyla; Physeteridae
Gene: ENTREP1
Product: endosomal transmembrane epsin interactor 1
Exons: 11
Coding region: 102-1913 (603 amino acids)
Cellular component (GO): membrane
Source: RefSeq, a predicted model, not a curated record
CCGGGCCUCGGAGCCCCCCCCGCUUGCCCAGUGCGCGGCGCCCGCGGCUCCGCUCCGCGUCCUCUUCCCGCCGCCACCGGCCGCCCCUUCCCCGCCCGUCCAUGUCCCUGCCCGUGGUGCUCCCGGGCUCCUGCUGCCCUGUGGCUGGGCUCUCGGGCGGGCCGCAGGCCGGGGGCCCGGGCGCCGCGGCCGCCGCCGCCCAGGAGCCGCCGCUGCCCCCGCUACGGCCGCGCUGGCCCCGGGCCGCGCUGCAGCCCCCGGCGCGGCCUCGCUGCGCGGCCACCGCCGCCGCCGCCGGGGUGCUGGCCCCGCCGCCCUCGCUCUCCUCCCGCCGGGCCGCCGCCGCCGCCGCCGCGGCCCCGGGCUCGGCGCUGCUGCCCGCUCGCCCGCUGUUGUCGCUCGGUCUGCUGCAGCUGAUCCUGGGCUGCUGCAUGGUGGCACUCAGCUUCGGGGCGCUGUCGCUGAGCAGCUCGCCGCAGGUGAAGAACUCGUGCCCGUUCUGGGCCGGCUCCUCGGUGAUACUCUCUGGAAUCAUAGGAUUAACAACUUGGAAACGGCCUAUGAUACUCCUGGUGAACCUCUUUGUGCUUCUCUCUGUGGUGUGUGUCCUCCUGAAUUUAGCCGGAUUUAUCCUAGGCUGCCAGGGGGCCCAGUUCGUGUCCAGUGUGCCCAGGUGUGAUCUGGUGGACUUAGGUGAAGGCAAGAUUUGCUUCUGUUGUGAAGAAUUUCAACCAGCCAAAUGCACAGACAAAGAAAAUGCCUUGAAACUCUUCCCAGUUCAGCCUUGUAGUGCUGUUCACCUUCUACUCAAGAAAGUCCUUUUCGCCUUGUGUGCCUUGAAUGCCCUGACCACCACCGUCUGCUUGGUGGCAGCCGCCCUUCGCUACCUUCAGAUCUUUGCAGCCAGAAGAUCCUGCAUCGAUGAAUCCCAGAUUUCUGCGGAAGAAGUGGAGGAACACAGACGCAUACCAGACCCUGACGACUUUGUGCCACCAGUGCCUCCCCCUUCCUAUUUCGCCACGUUUUACUCGUGCACACCCCGGACGAACCGCAGGAUGGUUGAUCCUGAUGUUAUACCACUGCCGCAUAUCUACGGAGCGCGAAUCAAAGGCGUGGAAGUGUUCUGUCCUCUGGACCCCCCGCCUCCCUAUGAAGCUGUGGUGAGCCAGACGGACCAGCAGCAGGGAUCUUCAUUCCAAAUGCCAGAAGGAUCAGAAGCUGCCACCAGCCCCUUGGAACCGAUCUGCAUGCCAGUGAUUCAAGGUGGGGACAUUCCUAACACACCUGGAGAAGAAAGCGCAUCCAUAUCAACUCCCAGCUGCAACCAGCUACGUCCGGCAAGGAGCCGGAGAGCUCUCCAGCCCCUGAGGACAAGAUCCAAGAGUGACCCUGUGCUUCACCAUUCUGCAGAGAGAGCCGUCCCCGUGCUCAGCUGUGAAGCCGCGACUCAGACCGAGGGAAGACCAGACCUGGCUGCGGUGACCUUGAGAAGAGGGUUGAGAUCCCGAGCUUCGAGAUGCAGACCGAGGUCUUUAAUAGAUUACAAAUCUUACAUGGACACCAAGCUGCUGGUGGCGAGGUUCCUGGAGCAGUCCUCCUGCAGCAUGACCCCGGACAUCCAUGAACUUGUAGAAAACAUUAAAUCUGUUUUGAAGUCCGAUGAGGAGCACAUGGAGGAAGCCAUCACAAGUGCCAGUUUUCUAGAACAGGUCAUGGCCCCGAUGCAGCCCAGCACUUCCAGGGCCCUCGUGCUGCCCUCGAGGAGACAGCCUGGCCUACUGCACCUGCGGAGCUGCGGAGAUCUGAGCACCUUUGUCCCCGCGGGGAGGCCGAGAGCCGAGAGGAGGCCCCAGCGAGCGGAGGCUGAGAGGCCACACAGCCUCAUUGGCGUCAUCCGAGAGACUGUCCUGUGAAGCUGCGGGGCCCGGGCUCCUGAGGAGCAGGAAGAAAGAUGGGCCCUGGAAGGCACCCAGGGCCUCGGAGGGGAUGGAUCCCCUUCCUAACCCUGUAGUUUCCUGGCUGGGAGUACGGGUCUCCCUCUGGGUACUCCUCAGAAAGGGGGGCACUCUGGAGAACAUUUAUUCCCGCUCUUUGGCUCCCCUUUCUGCUGGCCAAGGGCACUCGAGGGGGAAUGUUAAAUUAUUCCGGACCCAUUUGGCUUUUGGGUGCGCCGAGUUGGAGGCCGUGAAUGAAGCCGCAUCUCCUUCUCCGCCCGGGUCUGCCCUGCUGUGGGCGGAAACGGCUCAGGAUUCUCUGCCCGCCGCACCCCUCGCGGCUCCCUUCCUCACUGAGUUCUUUCCCUGGCUGGAAGGGCAGAUCUGCUGGGCGGCUGUUUAUUUGCUGCCAAGUGAGAGUGGAACUGGCACGGAAGCAGGAUGAUUAACCCUGAUAUACUGCGAUGGUCAAGCCUCAGGUCACUCAAAUCACACUCUCUUUAGGAAAAACAGGAAACUUGUUUGGUGACAAAUUUUAUUGAAAGACAUUUAGGGAGAGAAUUCUUGUUGAUUCCAUUUAUUCAUGCUUGCAAAACUAGAGACAGCUAAGGCAGAACUGAGAAUAAAAGUGUUUACCUUGGACUUCCGGGCUCAC